AGCAUUUGUACAGUAGAUCAGACUCGCGCUGGAAUAUUUCCUCAGCUUUUUCAUCAGCAAGUCAUAACUCGAUUAUUAGACGAAGACGCAGUGCUGUCUGCUGGAGAGGCGCGUUCACAGCAUGCACUUGAGAUGGCGUAGUCUUCACAUGUUUGUGCAAAACAUCAUUGUGGUGAUUUGUGUAUGAUAUGAGAAAGCUGUGCAUGCAAGACAGCUGCGUGUGCAUCCAAGACAUCUGAGGUAAUCCAAUCAAUAUGAUCAGUGAUUUGUAUAUAUAUGCCAAAGCUUUCAUAUUUCUUUUUCAUUUUGCAACAUAGAUUUUGCAUAUUUCAUAUAUUUACUUUUUAACCCUAAAAUGUUUAUUUUUUACAGGUAUACUCAAUGUGCCCUCAAACUUUGGAGGCCGGUCUGUGUUUCACACAUGCUUUAGUUUCACUUCAGACUAUUGAUAGACUUGUACCCAAAGACACUCGACAGUGUGAAAAACCGAACAAUGCACCACUGAAAUCAUGAUUCACAAUCUGAAAAGGUUCUGCAGAAGAAGAACAAUGGCAAUGAAUGUAGCAUCACAGCCCGGCCAAAUGGACCGCAACAGUAGCUACCUUCAGUUGGUGGAUGCUUUCACAUCUUCACUGGGAACACUGGAGCAGCCAAUGGUUGAUGCACAAGAAACAGAUGAUGAUCCAGUCAAAGAUCCAGAUCCCUGUUUACUCAUAGAGAUAGAGGGAGCGAUGACCGGUGCGUAUUUACAGAAUCCUGCGGCUGAUGGUGAUGGUUUGGGUACGAGUCUGAGUGUGUUGGAUAAACUGAUACACACACACCCCAUCUGGCUUCUGCUUUCUAUCGACCAGCACAAGGUCACUGACAUCCUACUAAAGCAACCAGCUGGGGUAUUUCUGGUGUGGAGGUCACCUGUCCUUCAGAAGAAAGUCUUAUCUUUCCACAUGGAUGGAACCUCAGACUCCAUCAAUCACGUCCCUGUCAAGGAGAGCCUGUAUACAUUUUCUCUGGAGGAAUCAAGAACUGGUUUUGCAGACCUCUUUCACCUUGUGGCCUUUUACUGUAUAAGCAGGGACAUACUGCCGUGCACUCUGAAGCUUCCAGAAGCUGUUCGUUUAGCAGAAACUCUGUCUGAUCUGAAUGAGGUGGCCCAGCAAGGUGCAGCAUUCUGGAAGUCAUCUCUCAACAAUCAACACGAGACACUUUGUAUUUCAGACAGUCCUCCUGUUCAAGAGAAACCUCUGAUCUCCUUGCCCGGCAACUGUUCUGAGAUUGAGGACUCCUGCUCAAAUACAUCAGAAGGUCUGAAAGGUUGCUCCAUCAGUGCUUUGUCUUUAAUCAAACCGAUCCCCCUUCAGACACAAGUGAUCUCAAAAGACCCAACAGCAGCCAAAGGGAAAUCCUGUUCAUCUCCUCCACCCAGCCCUCAUCCACCUCGCAUUUUGAUUCAUACACCUACUGCACCUCCAGGUUCGAGGACUAUGCCUUUAAGCAUCGGCUUUAACAGACUGAGUCAGGGAUCCAAGUCUAGCACCAUGUCCAAGGGAUCCAAACAACCCAGUACCAAGAAUCCUGGCCCUCCACCACGACUUUGUCAAGCACCAGACAUUGACAGUUACCGUUGCAUUAUCGCUUUGGAUGAUGAAACCAUCUCUAGGGCCCUAUCUCAAGCCAAUCUGCCCCAUACCACACCUGCCAACAUCCUGCGACAAUGGACAGGACUAGAAGAGAAAGGGCAAAGCUCAAGUGGCCGAAGUUUGUCCACAUCUUCAUUCGACUCCCUGGAUUCUUCUCUUUAUUUGAACCGGUCCCAGGGCAUGGGUCAAAGGCUCUCCACGGACGACAGCAGUAAUGAAUACGAUGAAGAAGAGGAAGACUACGGUGUGGAACUAAAGCGAGACUUACAUCUCCGGCUGAGUGGUUCCCACAGACUCCUGGCGAUGGAAUUUACGGGGGCUCGUCCGAGAUCGUUCGUCAUCUUUCCGCGGGCAUUAAAGGGACACUUCUGCAAGGUCCUAGGGGUCCUCAAAGUCUUGGCUAAACCUGAGAAACGCAUCUUACUACAGAUCAUUGAGCUGGCCCAGGACAAAGGCUCCUACUUUGGUUGCCUGGUGCAGGACUACUUGAGCUAUGUGCAGGAGAACAAAAACUGCCUCACGUCGUGCCAGGAUCUUCUCCAGACUAUUCGCCAGUUCAUGACCCAGAUGAAGGCUUAUCUCAUACAGAGCUCAGAGAUAAACCCACCCAUUGAAUCUUACAUACCUGAGGACCAGAUUGAUGGAGUGUUGGAAAAGGCCAUGCAUAAAUGCGUGCUGAAACCUCUGUACGGUUCAGUGAAGUCGGCCCUGCAUGAUUACCAGGUCUCCAGCGGGGAGUGGCGGAGACUGCAAGAAAAUCUGGCCAUGGCCAAGACCAAACAGCCCAGAGAACUGGGGGCAAAUGCAGCAAGACCACCAGGAACCUACGCCAUUAACCGGAUCCGCAGAAAACUGGCAGCCAUGUGCAGGAUGUACUCGCCUGAGAGGAAGAUCGUGGUGCUGUUGGAAGUUUGUAAACUCAUCUACAGUAUUAUGCAAGAUCACAAAGUGCGACUGUUCGGAGCUGAUGAUUUUCUGCCUAUGUUGACAUAUGUGUUGGUCCAGUGUGACAUACCUCAGUUGGACACAGAAAUCUUGUACAUGAUGGAGCUGAUAGAUCCAUUAUUGCUACAUGGAGAAGGAGGUUAUUACCUCACCAGUGCAUAUGGAGCAAUGUCACUGAUUAAGAACUUCCAGGAAGACCAGGCUGCUCGAAUCCUCAGCUCUACAACACGUGACACACUCCACCAAUGGCACCAAAGACGCAGCAUGCAGAGAGAUCUGCCCUCUUUGGACGACUUCCAGAAUUACUUGCGUGUGGCUUUGCAAAAGGCAGACAGCUGCUGCAUGGCUAAAACCCUGCAGGUGCGGCCCUACACCACCACUGAAGAGAUGUCGAGCCUUUGUGCCCUCAAAUUCGGCGUGUCUGAUCCUGAAAACUAUGGAGUUUUUCUCUACACGGGCGACAGCAGCCAGCAGCUAGCCGCAGACACGUACCCUCAGAGGAUUAAGGCAGAAUUACACAGUCGGCCAAACCCUCCAUCAUUUCACUUUGUCUACAGAAAGACACAAACAUAAACUGAAUUCCUGCCUAACAGCAUUGUGGGAGCUGCCCUAAAGACCAAAGCUUUUUGCUUUUUUUGCAAAACAAAACUGGAAAGACUUUACUCGAUUUUAAAUUGCUACUACCUAUUAAUCUCUUAAGCUGCCUUUCCACUGCACACGACAAACGGAAACGAUUGUCGGAGUUCGCCCCCUAGUGGCAGUUGUAAUGAAGUUUCAGGUUUAUCGUAAAACAGGGGAGAGAAGCUCAUUCCAGCACAAGAGGCUUCAUUCUCAUAUUUACCAUAGUGGAAUAAAUAAAUGAAUGAAACAAUACAUUGGGAAUCCAUAUGACAAAGACUGACAAUAUUUUUUGGAGGGAUCAAAUGGAGAGUCAAAGGAUUCAAGUGUUACUGAUAAAGUUAAACAAAAAGGAUUAAAUAAUUUUCACUUCGCACAGUGUUUUGAUUGGAAUGCACUGAAAUGCAUCGAUUCUGGCCAGCGUAUCACACGCGGCGUAGUAAAAAAAAAAAUUCGGAUCCAACUGUCAAAACGAUCCGUAAAUUACAUAUCAGCAGACGGUUGGCACCUCACGCAGCCCCUUUGCGACUUGAAUGAAUAACUUCCAGUUUAUCGGCCGUUGUUUGUCGUGUGCAAUGCCAAAUUAUUCUAUUAUUUGGUACAAUGUCACUUGACACUACAGCUGGUGCUAUAUUUUAUGUGUCCAUCCUGUAUAUAUUUUAUGCGUCCUGUAUAUACUGUUGUUUGCACUGUCUGUCUUAGAGCUACGUACUGCAAUAAGUGCAACGUGUUGUUGUUGUUGUUUGCCUAGUGUAGCUCUGUAUGUGACUCUGUUGUUCUGUGUAGCUCAGCCCACGUGAUCAAAUAGCCUGCGCGCACAUUUUGGCAACAGAAGUGGUGUUAUUCCACAGUGGUUCUAACGUGGUAACAACUCAGAAAGUUUAUCAAAACGGUUUCCCAGCAUCAAAACGUCUCUGGUUGUUGCGUUUGGUUGCACUAAUAUAAUAUACUAAUAUACGUAUGUAUCUGGCAACUUUAUAUUUGGGCAUCUGCUAAUGCUUCUAUCCACUCCACUGAAGUACACAGAUCUGGUAACUGUGUUAACGUUCUCUUUCUGUGUUGCUUCACUGCUGAGUUGCCAUACUUCCAUUUCCAAAAUGCGCACGCAUACGUUGCAACGUCAUCAUUGCGUACAAACAGUAAAAGGGUCUUUCUAAAUCAAAGUAAGUAUCUUGUAAAGUUGUCGGUUUAAAAACUUAAGUCUUUUAAAGAGUUGUUCAGGUCAGUCAGAAGAGAUAUCUAUGGAAGCCCACUUCCACCAUGUUGUAAAAA
Messenger RNA from Paramisgurnus dabryanus, 4472 nucleotides. NCBI's taxonomy places the organism in Eukaryota, Metazoa, Chordata, Actinopteri, Cypriniformes, Cobitidae. The record is from RefSeq and is a predicted model, not a curated record.